Messenger RNA from Wickerhamiella sorbophila, 579 nucleotides. RefSeq names its product Autophagy-related protein 29. The transcript has a single exon. Gene Ontology annotation, biological process: autophagosome assembly. Gene Ontology annotation, cellular component: phagophore assembly site. NCBI's taxonomy places the organism in Eukaryota, Fungi, Ascomycota, Dipodascomycetes, Dipodascales, Trichomonascaceae. Bases 1 to 579 code for a protein of 192 amino acids. The record is from RefSeq and is a predicted model, not a curated record.
AUGCCGAGAGUGAUUGUGUAUGUGCGGUUUCCGUAUCCCCGAGGAGGCCUGGAAGACCCACCUAUCGUUAAUUGGGACGAGGACAAGGAGCGAGAGCUGUGGGCCCUGCUGAAGGCCCCCAGCAACAAGGUUGAGUGGGCGGCGUUGGCCAAGAAGUUCGAUGCGCCCGUGGUCUAUAUCUUGCAGCAAGCAGCAUGGCUUUAUGAGAAGGAAUUGAAAACACUGAGACACCGCAUGACCCAGAUCAGGACGCAGGUAACCAGCGAGUCCAACCAGCCCUCGCGACAGUCGUCUGCUCCACCCAUAGACUAUGAGACAACCGAGGUCAGCCGGUCGCUAGAUUCGCUGUCAUCUGAGGAAAUGACGCCCGCUCGCAGACUUAUGUCUGCUUCCCAGAUGCCUGAUGUGAACCAGUCGAACGAAUCCAGCCUCGACGAAAGCACCGAGGCCUUUGUCCCGCAAGCAUGGGGUGCGGCCAGCCACGCUUCUGUGCCCGGACUCACCAGCUCGUCCGAAAACAGUGUCUCUCGCAGCGCACUCGAAGAGGCUCUGAUGAACCGCUUGGGGAGCAGCCGGUAG